This is a messenger RNA of Beta vulgaris subsp. vulgaris (sugar beet), 909 nucleotides long. RefSeq lists its product as uncharacterized. The transcript is spliced from 2 exons. The coding region runs from base 1 to 909 and encodes 302 amino acids. Lineage: Eukaryota; Viridiplantae; Streptophyta; Magnoliopsida; Caryophyllales; Amaranthaceae. The record is from RefSeq and is a predicted model, not a curated record.
AUGAACUGGAAUUUACAACAACUUGACAUCAAUAAUGCCUUUUUACAUGGCUAUAUUGAUGAAAAGCUUUACAUGCAACCUCCACCUGGAUGUUCUAAGGCUUUACCAGGUCAAGUAUGCAAGUUAAAGCGUUCCCUAUAUGGUCUUAGACAUGCCGUUGCUUAUGUGGAUGAUCUCCUGGUUACUGGCAACAAUUUGCAGCUUAUUCUUGAAGUAAAACAAGCUCUACACAAGGCCUAUACUAUUAAAGAUCUUGGUGACCUCAAAUAUUUCCUUGGUAUUGAGGUCACUAGAUCUAAUUCUGGAAUCUUACUUAAUCAUAGAAAGUAUAUUCUGGAUUUACUUAGCUCUACAAAGAUGGAAAAUUGUAAAGUUGCUCCCUUCCCAUUCCCCAAGGGUCUCAAGCUAAGUACUAUUGAAGGUCCUGCCUUAGUUGAUUUUGAAAUAUAUAGAAGAGUUGUGGGGAAACUUUUAUAUUUGAACAUGACAAGACCAGAUAUAUCCUAUGAUGUUCAACAGCUAAGUCAAUUUCUAUCUGAACCUAGAACUCCACAUUAUGUUGUUGCUCUUCAUGUUCUUAAGUAUCUCAAAGGUACUCUUAAUCAUGGUUUGUUUUAUGCUUCAAAUAAUUCUCUUCUCCUUAGAGCAUACAAUGAUGCAGAUUGGGGUACACGUGCCUAUACUGGAAGAUCCCUCACUAGUUAUUGUGUUUUUCUUGGAGAUUCAUUAAUCUCUUGGAAAACUAAGAAACAAAAAGUUGUUUCAAAGAGUUCCACAGAAGCUGAAUAUAGAUCUAUGAGUCAGACAACAAGUGAGAUAGUAUGGAUUGAAGUCUUACUUCAAGACUUAUUGGUUUAUGUCCCUACUCCUAUCACUUUGUUUUGUACAACAAGUCAGCUCAAUACGUAG